GUGUGUGCGCGCAGUCCGCGCGCUGAGUGUGGCCGCCGGGACCCAGCAGCCCGCCGCCCGCCCAGUGCCCCUCUUUCCCAGCUCCUCAGCCGCCUCACCCGGCCUUCCAACACCCAUCCCUUGGCUUUGCGGCCUCCACUCAAAGUUUCCUUGGCGUAGACGCUUAGGCGCAGCGGCUGGAGCCAAGACGCCGGGGAGGAGGGCGAUCCUCGGCGUGGCUCUGCUGCCAGCACCUGCUCCGCACCGAACCCGCCUGAGCGCAGGUUUUCUCCUCACUUGGCGGGAGCAGGGGGAGGGGUGCGGUGGCGAGAAUCAGAGAGGAGCCCCGGCUCCUGACCGCAGAUACAGCUUGCCUACCCAACGCAUUUGUGGGGUCACUGAAGAAAACUGGAUCCGCAGCCAAGUUGCCUGAGCGGGGACAGGGGAGGUUUCCACGGCCAUCCAAGGUUGUCCCUGUUUCAGUCGCCACAGGCGUGAGGGUUUGGGGACACCUAGGCUGUCAGCGCUUCAGAACCUUCAUUUCCUCCCUGGCCCCUUUGAAAAGAAAAAGCUGACAGAGCUGAGGCAGGAGGACGCCUGAAAGAAGCCCCGGGACUCCUGUGAGCCUCAUCCUCCUUGGCUUUGGAUUUUAAGGACACGAAGGGGCAAGAACAACAUGUCAAGGAAAUCUGCUGAUGAUGGUUUCAAGAUGUAGAAUCCUUGUAUGUGAAGUAUCCCAAAUGAAGCUGAGGAAUCUGUAUUGAAAGUACUUCAUGUUGUGGAAUUGGAGAGUGACACGAGAAGACAGCAUUAUGAGCUCUUGGGGCUUCUAAUCUGUUCUGUGGAUUUUUAAACAUAUGAGUAUAGUGAAAUAAUCAUAAAAAGAGGUUCUAAGAUCAAGAGCACAGGAGACCACCAGCAUGAGGAGCCCAAUUCAUAUUGAUGAAGUAAAAGAAGCAAAAUGCAGUAUUCAAGGCAUGUUUCAAGCAGUUGGCUGGUGGGACAUUGAGAGAUGCUGCUGCCUGUGACUUGGUGGAGUUAUCAUGAUCAACAACUCAGUACAGAUUUCACCCAGUGGCCAUGAGCUUUGUCUGAUAGAUGCCAGCAGGGGUUGGAUUUUUAAAAAGGAGCAAACCAGGUAAAUGAAAACAAUCACAUCUGCAACCUGGGGAUGGUUUGAUGGAUAAGAAAGCUUGCAGUGAGAACAAGAGGACCUGAGUUCAAAUCGCCAGCACCCACUACACCACUCCACUAUUUCUUCUACAUAGUUCUUUUAAGAGACAAUCAACACACAGGCCCAUAACCAAGGUGUAGACUAAGAAGUGGAGUCAUGCUUCACACGGCUAUACCAUGCUGGCAGCCAUUCCUGGGUCUGGCUAUGGUGUUACUCUUCAUGGGAUCCACCAUUGGCUGUCCUGCUCGCUGUGAGUGCUCCGCCCAGAACAAAUCUGUUAGCUGCCACAGAAGACGCUUGCUCGCGAUCCCAGAAGGCAUUCCCAUUGAGACCAAAAUCUUGGACCUGAGCAAAAAUCGACUAAAGAGCAUAAACCCCGAAGAAUUCAUCUCAUAUCCUCUGUUGGAGGAGAUAGACUUGAGCGACAACAUCAUUGCCAAUGUGGAGCCCGGGGCAUUUAACAAUCUCUUUAACCUGCGUUCCCUCCGCCUAAAAGGCAAUCGCCUUAAGUUGGUCCCUUUAGGAGUAUUCACAGGACUGUCCAACCUCACCAAGCUUGACAUUAGUGAGAAUAAGAUUGUCAUUUUGCUGGACUACAUGUUCCAGGAUCUGCAUAACCUGAAGUCUCUAGAGGUGGGGGAUAAUGAUUUGGUUUAUAUAUCACACAGGGCCUUCAGUGGACUACUUAGUUUGGAGCAGCUCACCCUGGAGAAGUGCAACUUGACAGCGGUACCAACAGAAGCCCUUUCCCAUCUCCGCAGCCUCAUCACCCUGCAUCUGAAGCAUCUCAAUAUCAACAAUAUGCCUGUGUAUGCCUUUAAAAGAUUGUUCCACCUGAAAAACCUAGAGAUCGACUAUUGGCCUUUGUUAGAUAUAAUGCCAGCCAAUAGCCUCUAUGGUCUCAACCUCACAUCCCUUUCAAUCACUAACACGAACCUGUCCACUGUCCCCUUCCUCGCCUUUAAACACCUUGUAUACCUGACCCACCUUAACCUCUCCUACAAUCCCAUCAGCACUAUUGAAGCAGGCAUGUUCUCUGACCUGAUCCGCCUACAGGAGCUUCAUAUAGUGGGGGCUCAGCUCCGUACUAUUGAGCCUCACUCCUUCCAAGGGCUCCGUUUCCUCCGUGUGCUCAAUGUAUCUCAGAACCUACUGGAAACACUGGAAGAGAACGUCUUCUCUUCCCCUAGGGCUUUGGAGGUCCUGAGCAUUAACAACAACCCACUAGCCUGCGACUGCCGACUCCUUUGGCUCCUGCAGCGACAACCCACCCUGCAGUUUGGGGGCCAACAGCCCAUGUGCGCCGGGCCAGACACCAUCCGUGAGAGGUCAUUUAAAGAUUUCCAUAGCACUGCUCUUUCUUUUUACUUUACCUGCAAAAAACCCAAAAUCCGUGAAAAGAAGUUACAGCAUCUACUCGUGGACGAAGGACAGACGGUCCAGCUGGAGUGCAAUGCUGAUGGAGACCCACAGCCCAUAAUUUCCUGGGUGACACCUCGAAGGCGGUUUAUCACCACCAAAUCCAAUGGAAGGGCCACUGUGUUGGGUGAUGGCACCUUGGAAAUCCGUUUCGCCCAGGAUCAAGACAGUGGGGUGUAUGUUUGCAUCGCUAGCAAUGCUGCUGGGAACGACACCUUCACAGCAUCUCUCACUGUGAAGGGAUUCACUUCAGACCGCUUCCUUUACGCAAACAGGACCCCUAUGUACAUGACUGACUCCAACGACACCGUUUCCAACGGCACUAAUGCCAAUACUUUCUCCCUGGACCUGAAAACAAUACUGGUAUCUACAGCCAUGGGCUGUUUCACAUUCCUGGGAGUGGUUUUAUUUUGUUUUCUCCUUCUUUUUGUGUGGAGCCGAGGAAAAGGCAAGCAUAAAAACAGCAUUGACCUUGAGUAUGUUCCCCGAAAAAACAAUGGUGCUGUUGUGGAAGGGGAGGUGGCUGGACCCAGGAGGUUCAACAUGAAAAUGAUAUAAGGGCCCAUCACACACUACUGUCUCUGUGUUACUGUUGGUCAUGAGUAAGACAUUCUGGUAUAGUGAAUCGAACACAAGGUUAUCAGGCAGCUUCAUGCAGCUGCCCCUGUGUCAAAGCAGGGUCCAUGGAAGCAGAAAGACUUCUCAUGGAGACUGGCUGAUUAGAGGCAGGCAGGCAUGUGUCAGAGCCCUUCACACAGUGGGAUACUAAUUGUUUGCAUUGCAAAUACUGGCAUUCUGGGGAUCUCAGUAAUGAACCUGAACCUUUGGCUCAUGCUGAUGGACAAUAAUCCAAUAUUUUCUACCACUGCAAAA
Arvicanthis niloticus (Nile rat) is the source of this 3445-nucleotide messenger RNA. The record is from RefSeq and is a predicted model, not a curated record. Lineage: Eukaryota; Metazoa; Chordata; Mammalia; Rodentia; Muridae.